ACAUACCUUCCCUCCGCCCGAACCGGAGAAGAAAAGGAGUCCUCAGUCCUCUCUGUCGUCCCUCUCCCAUUCUUGUUCUCUUCUCCUCAGAGGGGUCGCCUGAGAUAUCGUUUCAUUUUUGGGCGUUUUAUCCAUAGAUCACAUAAAAAAUGGUGAAGGCCGUAGCCGUACUUGGUGGCAGUGAGGGUGUCAAGGGCACUGUUUACUUCACCCAAGAAGGAGAUGGUCCAACCACAGUGACUGGAAGCCUCUCUGGCCUCCAACCUGGGCUUCAUGGCUUUCAUGUUCAUGCCCUUGGCGACACUACAAAUGGCUGCAUGUCCACUGGACCACAUUUCAAUCCUGCUGGAAAAGAACAUGGGGCACCUGAAGAUGAGAUCCGCCAUGCUGGUGAUCUGGGAAAUGUGAUUGCUGGCGAUGAUGGUACUGUUAGUUUUACCAUUACUGACAGCCAGAUUCCGCUCUCCGGGCCAAAUUCAAUUAUUGGAAGGGCUGUAGUGGUCCAUGGUGAUCCUGAUGAUCUUGGAAAGGGUGGACACGAGCUUAGCAAGAGUACUGGAAAUGCUGGUGGAAGAGUUGCUUGUGGCAUUAUUGGACUGCAGGCGUAAAUGUCUGGUUCUGGAUUUCCAUAGUCGGUUUGAGUUGGAACAGUCUUACCAUGUACUUGAAGCACUAGCUGAGUCUUUCUCACAUGCUGAGAACAUAUACUUAUGUUGAAUAAGAAACCUUAUCUGAGUGUUUUAGUAUCUUUAAGCAGUUGCUACCAUGGACCUUUUUCAAGUAUUUUAUUCUUGAUUGUUCCUCUCUUACC
Messenger RNA from Phoenix dactylifera (date palm), 811 nucleotides. RefSeq names its product superoxide dismutase [Cu-Zn]. NCBI's taxonomy places the organism in Eukaryota, Viridiplantae, Streptophyta, Magnoliopsida, Arecales, Arecaceae. Gene Ontology annotation, biological process: superoxide metabolic process. Gene Ontology annotation, molecular function: copper ion binding. The record is from RefSeq and is a predicted model, not a curated record.